UACUGACUGAGGAGGACGAGCACGAAGCAGACGGGGAAGUGGCAUCUGAAGGUGAGAAGAGUAUAGAGGAGGAAGAUGCAGAGGAGGAAGGAGCAAAAUGGCAGAGAGAAAAGCUCAACGUUGAAGAGGAAAAUGAAGACUCUGGUUACAGAAUCGUUUGGUCCACUCUCUCCCUCUUGUCCUCUUAUCACUGCUGCAGUGUCUCAGUGCUUCCAUUACUGACCUUCUGCAGAGACCAUGCAGGCGUUUGUUCCCAGGUCGUAUCUGACCCCAGUGAGAGAUGAGGAAGCGGAGUCUCAGAGGAAAGCUAAGUCUCGCCAUGCCAGACAGACCCGCAGGUCAACACAGGGGGUCACUCUAACAGACCUGAAGGAGGCUCACAAGACCAUCAGCCUGUCAGCUCAGGACACACAGACAGAGGAGGGAGGUGCAGAUGACAGGUUCUGUCUGACAGAUGAGAGGAGAGUCACAGCCAGCCUGAAGUCCACACUAACAGAGAUCAGGCCAAAAUGGAGCCAACUGGACGAGCAGGGGAACAUUGAACCCUGGUUACAAACUCUCACUGAGUCUCCAACAACAAACCUUUCAUCCUGCGGUCUGCAGCACUGCAACAACUCCUACCAAGCUGGCGAGAGAUGGCAGACGGAUAAAAACCAUAACCCUGUGGAAGAAGCAGAGCACCAACAGAGUUACUGUGAUGGUACAUGGUGUGAGCACGAGAGACUGUCAAGAUAUGAUUCCAGCGGAGAGACUGCAGCAGAUAAACCACUAGGCCACAUCAGCUCGUACACACGGAGGGAGGCGAGGCUGGCUUCUCUGAGCAAACAAGUGCAGGACUCUGCUACCAAAGACUACAAGAAGAUGUACACAGAUGCAUUGCAUGAAAAUGAGAGGCUCAAGUCCAGACUGCAGGACAGCAAACAGGAGCUGGUCAAGAUACGCUGCCAGCUGGAGAAAGUAACUCAGAGGCACAACAGAAUAUCAGACAGAUCAGCAGUACUAGAAUCUGAGAAAAGGGAAAAACAGGUGCUUGAAAAGAGAGUGUCAGACAUGGAGGAGGAUCUGAAGGCUGUCCCUGCUCUGGCUCAGGUCCAGGCCCUGCGACGGGUCAAUGAGUGUCUCCUGGCUGAGAACAGAGCUAUGCUACGCGCCCUUGCCCGCCUCUCUGAGACAGCCUCCAUGCCGGAAACGGAGGACCUCUGAACCCCUGACCUUGUCUGUCCUUCUCCCCCCACGCUGUCCCCUUCUUCAGACACAUUCCUCUGUCCUCCUGGUGCCUCCACAGCCCCUGUUCCUCUCAGGCAGGUCGUGCGUCCUGCACCGUGCCGAUGCUCAGCCCCCCCCUCACGCUUUAUUACAUUUUCCUGCAUCUUCUCUUGUACAUCAAUCAGCUGCUCCCACCUCACAGUCACAAAACACUCCUCACACGCUUCCUUUGAAGCGUACUUUUAGUUCCAGUUAUCGUUAUCUCUUAAGAGUCUUUCUUUUGAUGAAUCUAAACUUAGCAUUUAUAGAAAACUUUGAAGCAGUGACACACAUGAUCAAUUUAAAUCUGUUUCCCAUUAGCUAAAGUGAUGAAGCUGGAGUACAAGGAUGAUAAGUGCCCUCCUGCCUGGAUGUGGUCUGGAGGUCAAACAAACUACAGCUACAGUUUCAUCUAUGUUAAUGUGGCAACUUCACAGCAAGUCAUUUUUGGCAUCCAGCCAAAAAGUAGUUCCAGCACAGAACCCCCCCGUGAAACUGCAGCUUUGAAUCCUGCACAUAUCAAGCAAGCAUAAUAAGAUGUCUUUGUAUGGAGACUGGUGAGCUGUUACUCUACUGUACCACAGUGUGUCAGGACAUUAACCCAAGCAAUGGCCACGGCUUCUUACUUAGAUGGUUUUCCUCCCUUCUUAUUUGAGUCAUAAAAUCUGAUCUGAAUAGUGCAAGCUGUCAAAGAUCUGCAUUUUGAGAGCAUUACCCAUAGAAUAAAUCAACAAAAAUCUGGAAUUUCAGCAGAAUCCAAUCAUGUUAUGUGCCACAGGUCACAAACAUGUCAAUGCCAGAUCGUCCUCUGUUUUGUCACAGAGCAAAAAGAUGUUUCUCUCUGGUAUAGGGGAAAUAAUUUGACAAAGAGGGUGGCUAUUUUUAAAGAUGACCUUUCGUGAGACACAUGACCUACUUUUAAGAAAUUGACCCGCUCUCCGUUUCCCUUCCUGACUUUUCUCACCACAGUGCAUGAUCAGGCUAUAUAACAUGUCCUCGAUGCCUGGCCUCAAAAAAACAUGAUUAUUAAUGUCCUGGUAAAUGAACUGCACCCCCUGUAAUUUUCAGUUACAAAGCAUCUCUAUGAUUCAAAUACUGUACAUUCUCAUGAUGCUACAAACUUACCUUUUGGCUGUUCCAGGUUUUAACAGAGCUGAAGUCCGACAACCAGAGAUUAAAGGAUGAGAACGGGGCGCUCAUCCGAGUCAUCAGCAAACUGUGCAAAUGAAACAACCCGAGCUCCAGAGGUGUGUCUGUUUUGUGGAUGCAGCCAUUUAACUUUCGGAGAUGGACCAAGCUUUAACUUUUACUGAAAAAGACCAGCCAGGACUAAAAAAGGAGCGUUAUGUUUUGUUGGUCUUUAGCAUAUACAAUACACUGAUGUACACCUUUACCAGUAAAGACAAUUUGUUGCAGUGUUAAAGGUCUGUAUGAAGAAACUAUAUCAUCACAUUGUGACAUCACGUUUGUUGCUGCAUCAUGCACUGUACAUUUUCUUUUUAAUGUUGCCUUAAUGUCACUUGUGUGACUGAACGUCUAUUUUUGGUAGUACUAAUAUAUUAUAUAUGCAUUAUAUUACUGAUAUAAUCUACUGCAUCACUGUGACCAUGCAUCCAUUGGGAUCCUCAAAGGUCAGUUUGUUAAUUGGCAAACCUCUGAUCCAGACACAAUCAUCUAAAAACAAGUGUUAUCAAAUCAAAACCUUCUUUUAAACAUUAGUAAGUACAUAAGUACAUGUAUAUAUCCUAGCAGGCACUCAACUGACCUUCAACAUUAAAAUAUCGUUGAAAUAAGAUGAUAUACUGUAUGAAAUAUAUGAAACAACGUUUGUUUCUAUGUAAUGUUGACAGCAAGGCAUUGAAAUAAUGUUGCCCUAUCAAUGUUGAUUCAACGUUCAAAAUCAACACAUAAUCCAAUUGUAAUUCAACAAUAAUUAUAAUGCUGAUUCAACCAUGAUUUAACGUUAAAAUGGCUGCUGGGUGCAGUACAUUUCAGGGCAGUUGAGAUCACCUUCAUGGAUCUGUCAGUAAUGUUCUGGCGAUGUCUGGGUUUUCUAUUGCUUAGGUUGCAGGUUCCUAAUAAAGUGUCCAGUGAUGAUUUUGUCCCCAGUGUGUUUAGUUUUCAUGCACAUGUAAGGACAGUGUUACCUUCAUCUCUGAAUGUUACACUUUCCAUUACAUUAUUUAGGGUUUUCAGAUUCGGUUGCUUUGUUUUUUUCUUUGUUUGCUAAACUCUUAAAAUCAUAACAUGUUUUUUAUAAUUUAGAUAUACUGUAAUUAUUUAUUCAUGCAUAUAUUAGUUUUUUAAGGACUGCAGUUCAGUUGAUCUUUGUGUUCACUUCUACGUCAGCAAAACUGUUCAAAACAAUUCAUCGUUGAAAUGUUGAGCUAGUUCUGCUUUCGUUUGAACAGUAUCAACAUGCAUCAGCCUUUGUACACAUCAUUUGUGGGGCAAUAUUUACCUAAAAAAUGUUUUCUGUAAUUUUUGGAACAAUGAGAAUUAAAAGCUGUAAGUGAAACAAUUAAA
Molecule: messenger RNA, 3771 nt
Organism: Betta splendens (Siamese fighting fish)
Lineage: Eukaryota; Metazoa; Chordata; Actinopteri; Anabantiformes; Osphronemidae
Product: protein phosphatase 1 regulatory subunit 12B
Exons: 12
Coding region: 238-1203 (321 amino acids)
Cellular component (GO): A band; cytoplasm; Z disc
Molecular function (GO): protein kinase binding; phosphatase regulator activity; enzyme inhibitor activity
Source: RefSeq, a predicted model, not a curated record